Protopterus annectens (West African lungfish) is the source of this 2914-nucleotide messenger RNA. RefSeq names its product transmembrane protein 161B (gene TMEM161B). Bases 200 to 1660 code for a protein of 486 amino acids. The record is from RefSeq and is a predicted model, not a curated record. NCBI's taxonomy places the organism in Eukaryota, Metazoa, Chordata, Ceratodontiformes, Protopteridae. The transcript has 12 exons.
CCUCCAAGGUGCACAUAGAAACACUGACCGGCUACUGUGGGUAUCUGUAGGUUGUUACCCACUGUUGCAGUCUCUAAGGUGGAAGUUUAUUGUACGGAAUAGGUGUAAACAAAAUACGGAUUUAUGUUCUCAGAACAGCUGACAUUCCUUGUGGACUACCUGUUGAUUAUACUGGAGCUACAAAGCACCCUUUAGCAAUAUGGGUGUGAUAGGGGUACAGCUGGUCGUUACCAUGGUGAUGGCCAGCGUCAUGCAGAAGAUUAUACCUCACUAUUCUUUCGCCCGUUGGCUGCUCUGUAGUGGCAGUUUACAAUGGUACCAGCAUCCAACAGAACAAGAGCUAAGGACCCUCGCAGGAAAACAGAAAGUAAAAACUAAAAAAGAAAGGAAAUAUAAUGGGCAUAUUGAAAAUAAGCCACUAACUGUUCCUAAAGACAUAGACCUUCACUUGGAGACCAAGUGUGUCACAGAGAGUGAUGCCAUAGUUCUUCAUUAUUUCCCAGAGUACCAGUGGCUGGUGGAUUUUACUGUUGUAGCGACAGCAGUGUACUUCAUCACUGAAGUGUAUUAUUGCUUAGUGGAUCCUGCUAAUGAAAUGAAUAUUGGUAUUGUCUGGUGUCUACUCGUGUUGGCCUUUGCAUUGAAAGCUUUAUUCUCAUUGACAGCACACUACUUUAAAGUGGAAGAAGGGGGUGAAAGGUCGCUCUGCAUCACAUUUGGAUUUUUCUUCUUUGUUAAAGCCAUGGCAAUAUUGAUAGUAACAGAGAAUUAUUUGGAAUUUGGGCUUGAGUCAGGUUUUACAAAUUUUUCUGAAAAUGCUGUGCAGUUUCUCGAAAAACAAGGCCUGGAGUCUCAGGGUCCAGUUUCGAAACUGACUUUCAAACUCGUCCUUGCUGUGUUGUGUGCACUAUUAGGCGCUUUUCUGACAUUCCCAGGACUACGAUUAGCUCAGAUGCACCUGGAUGCCUUGAAUGUAGCAACAGAAAAGAUAACACAGACUCUUCUUCAUAUCAAUUUUUUAGCACCUUUAAUCAUGGUCUUGAUGUGGAUAAAACCAAUAACAAAGGACUAUAUAAUAAACCCACCUUUGGGAAAAGAGAGCAUUCCUUUAAUGACGGAGGCAACAUUUGACACACUUCGGUUGUGGGUAAUCAUUCUACUGUGUGUACUUCGGCUUGUUGUAAUACGUUAUCAUCUUCAAGCAUAUCUCAACUUGGCACAGAAGUGCGUGGAACAAAUGAAGAAAGAAGCUGGCAGAAUAAGUACAUUAGAGCUACAAAAAAUGGUUGCUCGAGUUUUUUAUUACUUAUGUGUCGUUGCACUUCAGUAUGUGGCACCAUUGGUGAUGCUUUUGCACACAACACUCCUUUUGAAGACCCUAGGUAAUCAUUCCUGGGGUAUCUAUCCUGUAACAGACUUGAAGUCUCCCAUGGAGACAAAUUCACUGCCCACAUCUGUGGACUCUGAUCCCACUGUCUCUCAAGAAAAUACAAAGUUAACUGUUGCACAAAUAACAUUGGCAUUGGGUGGCCUUAGAAAUGUUUUCUCACCUUUGCUUUUUCGAGGGAUUUUGUCUUUUUUGACCUGGUGGAUUGCUGCAUGUUUGUUCACCAUAAGUUUGUUUGGCCUGUUCUACCACCAGUAUCUGACUGCUGCAUAAGGCUGAAGCAAAGCUGGACUUUGAAAAUGAUACACUUCUUGGUUCUCAGUUAAAGCAGCAAAGAGGAGACUGAACAAAAUGCCUCAAGAUCAACAUUGUUUUUGUCAUACAGGCAAAAUACCUUCAUUUUCAAAUGCUUCCUCUGGCUUCUCAGGUUGAAUAAUGUCUUAUUUUUAAAACAGCAAAGGGGAUUAGCAUCAUACCGUAGUUGGUAAUGUGUCCUGUUGCUGAACUGCUACACUGAACUACAGUGUUGCUCAUACCUGUGAGCUACUUGAAAGAUGCAGCGAAAGGUUUGUUCUCUUAUCCCAAGAAUGCUGCAUCACAGUUAUUGUAAUGUCUGAUUGCAAGGAAAUGAUUUUAAUGGCAGUAAUUCAAAUGGUAAACUGCGGUGAUAGCAUAGAACCAUGCUUUUAAGUGUAGAUUUUUUCAUGAAAACUGAGCCAUAUUUAAUAAGAAAAGAGAAAAUAUAUGUUUUUUGUUGGGUAUUUAAAUGCUAUUCACAUUUAAGUGAAGUAUCCAACAGAACAAGACAUAGCUACUGUAUAUUACAGUGAUGCAAGUUUUGAAUUAUAUGAUGAACUAAGUGUAUGAAUGCAUGACAUGAGAGAUCUGUAUAGUGCUGACAAAACGUAAGAAUGCUUAGGUAUUUGGGAGAAUGCUGUUGUCCCAGUAUUCCUGUUGUGUCAUUCCCUGCUGCACAUCUAGAAUACAUAAAUUUACGGUUGUUUUGUGGAAUGUGACAUGCAUAACCAGUCCUUUUUCAUUUUUGUAGCAGGAAUCUGCUUUGUAUUUUUACUCCCAUUUCCAUUUAGAACAAGCAAAAAAAUGUCUUCUGCCAGAGAUAGUAUGUUUGUGAUAAUACAGUUCUGGCAUAGUUUAAUAGUUAAAGCUAGAGAAAUGGGAAAAUGUAUUUCUAUACCUGUUGUUUUGUGUUUUGGAAAGCAGGACUAUAAGGCAUGGUCAGGGGCUCCAUCAUUGCCUCGGAUGCUACCGUAAAAGAUAAACAACUGCCAUAUGAACAUUUGAAGUCCUACUGUUGACAAUAAUAUACACCUGUAUUUGUACAUUUUUGUUAAAUGGCAUACAUUCACUUUGGCUAUUUAAGUCUGAAGUUAUAUUAAGAUAAUUUAUUGAUGUAGUGGCAAGUAAUUUAAAGACAUGCUUAAAUGGACGAAACAUUCUGUUACUGCUUGUUACAUGGUUUGUCUCUUUGGAUAUAUUUUAGGACAGAAAUUAAACUGUUAAAUGAUU